Dreissena polymorpha is the source of this 2301-nucleotide messenger RNA. Its product is annotated as putative ferric-chelate reductase 1 homolog. Lineage: Eukaryota; Metazoa; Mollusca; Bivalvia; Myida; Dreissenidae. The transcript has 15 exons. Gene Ontology annotation, molecular function: oxidoreductase activity, acting on metal ions. Bases 98 to 2005 code for a protein of 635 amino acids. The record is from RefSeq and is a predicted model, not a curated record.
UUUGCUGGGAGUAUGUUUGGCGUUGUUGUCCGUAGCAACGCCCCUUGUCUGGGGUUACAGUUCCGGCUGUCCGUCUUCCGCAAGAGUGUGCUCUUCGAUGCUUCCGGGUCACGGAGCACCCGCCAAAACCACGCCUAUGCGGUACAGCCUUACUGUCGAUGGUGGAACAAGCAUCUACACCCCGGGACUUCCGGUUACUCUCACAUUGAGUGGCGGACCAUUUGUUGGCUUCGUGGUUAGAGCCUUGACCGGAACCGGAAAUGGUGUGUCAGGAAUGAAUAGCAUGAGUCCAAACGUCAUAACUAAAGACUGCGGACCUGUAAAGGACACCGUAACUCACUCCAGCGGCGCCGAAAAGACGACAGUGAUGUUCCAAUUUACGCCGCCAGUCGGAACGUCCGGCACCAUCGAGUUCCAUGUAACAGUUGUACAGGACUACGACAUCUACUGGGUGAAGCAGCGAGGACUCACACUAACUCCUACGGAAGCCGGAAGUGGUUCCAUAACCACGAAGCAGCCGCCUGUGUCAGUCCCCCAGACGACGGGUGUAAGCUCAACCACAAAGGUGCAGCCAGUUUCGCUCCCGCAGACGACGGUUGUAAGCCAAACCACGCAGCAGAAACCCGUUUCACUCCCCCAGACGACUGUUGUAAGCCCUACUGACAUCACGACACUAACACCCUCAACUUCCUCAUCCUCAACCUCCUCCUCAACCUCAGAGACGGGUACGAUACCCAAUGACCCCGCGUGUGGCAUCACCAAGGGUUGUUUCCAGCAAUGCACGGGAGACACCUGCUCCUACCUGGUCACAUGGCAGGACCUUGGAACAGGAGUGAGGUUCGAACUCUACGGCAAGCCGGGUACCGGAUCAUCAGAGGCAUACCUAGCGCUGGGCUUAUCAGCGGACAAAAGAAUGGGUGACGACAGUGUAACAGAGUGCGUGGCAAGCAACGGAGACAUUCGUGUGUUCAACUCCUACAACCGUGGAUAUGGCAACAACCGGCUCAACCCGCCUCAGCUCGGUUUGGCAAAUUUCCGGGGAGGCUAUCAGAACGGCGUUCUGUGGUGUGCGUUUACAAGACAGAAGAGCGGGAACGUCCAAUCGGAAAUGUUCGAUUUAAACCAGGACUGGUACUUGAUGCUGGCCAAGGGAUCGGCCGUCCCAGGUUACAUCCUGACCAUGCAUUCGACGGUCAACUUACCGCCGGUGUCGGCAUCCCAGGUAGAUUUCCAGUCGGCGACGGUGCAACAGGGCGUCCACAUUAAGUAUCCGCUGGUGAAGGCCCAUGGGAUCCUGAUGAUCAUUGCCUGGGUGUUGUGUGUAGGCGUAGGGAUACUGGCCGCCCGCUACUACAAGAAUGUCUGGGCCGACAAGACCUUCCUCGGGCUGAAAAUAUGGUUCCAGAUUCAUCGCGCCUGCAUGGUGUCUGCCUUUGUUUUGAACUCUAUCGCCUUCAUCAUCAUCUUUUCGUUUGUGAAAGGAUACAGCGAGAUUAAUAUUCAGGGAAAGCAAUACCUGGCCUCGCAUCCAGUUUUGGGAAUAAUUGUGACCGCUUUGUGUGUCAUUAACCCGCUGAUGUCGCUAGUUCGACCGGCCCCUGACCACAAAAACAGACCCAUAUUUAAUUGGGCGCAUUGGGGAGUCGGCAUGUGUGCAUAUAUUCUUUCAGCCAUUACGAUAUGUUUCGGCUUCCAACUUCCGAAGUCAUCCACGCCGACGUAUGCCGUCUACAUCAUGAUCGUCUACGUCAUUUACGUCAUUAUAUUUGACGUCAUAUUUGAGAUGACUGAAUGCUUCAGCAGACGACAAAAGAAAGUGGAGGCUGGUGGAAUGGAAAUGAGCAACAAGAAUGGAACCGACAAUGGAAAUGUACCCAACGGAAAAUCGUCUAGCAAGGAUCAAAUGCGAAAAAUGGACAAAAUCAAGACCUUCCUGCUAGUUCUACACAUCGCGGUUACGGGAGCGUUCGCCCUGGUGCUGGCGCUAGUGGUCGGACUCAACUGAUGUUCCUACGUAGAUACAUAGAGACGCGUUCUGGAAAAACUGGGCUUACUGCAUGUGCGUCAAGAGUCCCAUAUUAGCAUGUGUAGUACGCAUGUGGUAAUCAGGGACAACACUUUCCGUCUACACGUGAUUUUCGUUUAGAAGAUAUCUCGUUUAAGCGUAAAACUUCAUACAACGGACUACACAGGCAAAUCUGGGACUACACAUCACGCACAUUUCCUUGAACGACGCUCCUUAAAUUAACUGAAAUACGUGCUCAUGACAUAUUAAUACAAUUGAGCCGUGUUCUGUAAAAA